AAUACGUCAAACUCGACCCAAGGAAGGGGAGCUCACGAACCCAAUCACCUAAUCCUCCCAUGAGUUUCCCAUGGCUACUCUCGGCUUUCUGACCAUACACAGAGAACAGCUCUGAAACACUAUCCAUUAUCUGCAUUCGAUCAUUCUCCAUGUCCUCUUUGCAGGUCUUAGGCGGAAUCUCCCGCGCCGGUCACGUUCUCGGUCCUUCGUUAGACAAGAUCAUCAAGAAUGUGGCCUGGCGGAAGCAUGCUCAAUUGGUUGCUGCCUGCAAAUCAGUACUUGACAAGCUCGAGACCAUCAAAGAUUCACCUGAUCCAAUACCCGACACUCCCAUCUUUGGAUUUAUUCCUGCAGAUGCUGAAUUCGUUCUGCAACCUUUAAUCCUUGCUAUUGAAUCGGCUUCCGUUAAGGUCAUCGAGCCUGCGCUGGAAUGCGUUGUUAAGCUGUUCUCUCAAGGCCUGAUCCGCGGUGAGAUCGAUCGUCCCGAGAGUAAUGACAAUCCCUCUGUUUUGUAUCGGUUGAUUGAUUCCAUUUUCAAAUGUGCCGUUGUCGGUGAAGAUGGGAUUGAACUUGCCGUGCUGAGGGCCUUGUGUACUGCUGUCCGGUCUCCUUGCGUAUUGAUCCGAGGCGGUUGUUUGAUUCAGAUUGUUAAGAUUUGCUACAAUGUGUAUGUUGGCAGCAUGAGCAACACUAACCAGAUCUGUGCCAAGGUAGUUCUCGCGCAGAUUUUGAUGAUCGUUAAUGCCAGGGUCGAGGAGGAUUCGAUGGACGCUAAGAUUCGUGCUGUUACUGUUGGUGGAUUACUAGAAGUGUCCGAUAAGAGCCUGAAUGAUUGGAGUUUGAUUCAGUCUGUUCAGACCUUCAUUGAAGACAUCGUCGAAAGUAGCCAAGGGGUCUCAGAUUUGAAACUGUCCAUCUCUCCGUCGCUUAAAUUGCGAAAUGGUCAUGUUUCAGGGUCUACCGAGGAGGGGAAAGGUGAAUUUGGUGAUGGAGAGUCAGUUGAUCGGGAAGGAUCGAGUUGUGGAAGUAAGAUCCGAGAAGACGGAUUUCUUCUAUUCAAAAACUUGUGCAAGUUCUCGUUGAAGUUUCCAACGCAGGAGAAUCCUGAGGACCAAGUUCUAUUGAGGGGGAAAGUUUUGUCCUUGGAACUGCUAAAGGUUGCAAUGGAUCACGCCAGUUCAUUUUGGCGAACAGACGAGAGGUUUCUCAGUGCUAUCAAGCAGUACCUCUGCCUAUCACUGUUGAAGAAUAGUACGUUGUCAGUCAUGACUGUUUUCCAGCUUCUAUGUUCUAUCUUCAUGAGCUUGUUAUCAAAGUUCAGAUCAGAAUUGAAGGCAGAAAUAGGGAUAUUCUUUCCCAUGCUUGUCCUCCGAGUGCUUGAAAAUGUGCUCCAGCCUAGUUUUAUGCAGAAAAUGACAGUUCUCAACUUGCUAGAGAGGAUUUCUCAGGAUUCACAGAUCAUCAUUGACAUUUUUGUGAACUACGACUGUGAUGUGGAUGCACCAAAUAUUUUUGAAAGGACUGUCAAUGGCCUUGUCAAGACUGCUUUAGGUCCGCCCCUCGGUUCCACUACAACUUUGACUCCAGCCCAGGAUAUGGCAUUCCGGGUUGAAUCUAUCAAGUGCUUGACUGGAAUCAUCAAGUCAAUGGGUGCUUGGAUGGACCAACAGCUGCGAGAUACUGAUUUGUCUCUGUUGAAAAGUCCUGAAAGUGAUGCAUCAACUGAGAAUCACAGCAUGCUUAAUGGAGAGGAAGGAGCUGCUGUUGACUGUGAACUGGAAACAAGUUCUGAAUUGUCAGAAGCUGCAUCACUUGAGCAACGCCGAGCUUUUAAGAUAGAAUUUCAGAAAGGGAUAUCCCUGUUUAAUAGGAAACCUUCCAAGGGCAUUGAGUUUCUAAUGAGGGCCAAAAUGAUUGGCGGUUCUCCAGAAGAAGUUGCUUCAUUCCUGAAAAACACCACUGGCCUGAAUGAGACCAUGAUUGGAGACUACUUGGGUGAAAGGGAGGAAUUCCCUUUGAAAGUUAUGCAUGCAUAUGUGGAUUCUUUUAAUUUUGAAGGAAAGGAUUUUGGUGAAGCUAUUCGGUUUUUCUUAAGGGGCUUCAGGUUGCCUGGAGAGGCACAGAAGAUUGACCGCAUAAUGGAAAAGUUUGCUGAACGUUACUGUAAAUGCAAUCCAAAUUCUUUUACAAGUGCAGAUACAGCUUAUGUUCUUGCUUAUUCCGUGAUAAUGCUCAACACUGAUGCCCAUAAUAGCAUGGUGAAAGACAAGAUGUUGAAGACUGAUUUUAUCCGCAAUAAUCGUGGGAUAGAUGAUGGAAAAGACUUACCGGAAGAGUAUCUUGGGGCUCUAUAUGAUCAAAUUGUGAAAAAUGAAAUAAAGAUGAGUGCUGAUUGUUCUGCACCACAGAACAAGCAGGCAAACAGCUUCAAUAAGUUGUUGGGCCUGGAUGGCUUAUUUAAUUUAAUCAACUGGAAGCAGACUGAAGAGAAACCCUUAAGUGCAAAUGGAGCUCUCAUAAAGCACAUCCAAGAGCAGAUUAAAGCAAAGUCAGGCAAAUCUGAAUCUGUUUAUUAUGUUGUCACGGAUACAGCAAUACUGAGGUUUAUGGUGGAGGUCUGCUGGGCUCCAAUGUUUGCUGCAUUCAGUGUGACUCUUGACCAGAGUGAUGAUAAGACUGCCACAUUUCAAUCUUUACAAGGCUUCCGACAUGCUGUGCAUGUCACUGCAGUGAUGGGCAUGCAGACACAGAGAGAUGCUUUUGUUACAUCUAUGGCCAAGUUUACUUUUCUCCAUUGUGCUGCAGACAUGAAGCAAAAGAAUGUUGAUGCUAUGAAGGCCAUAAUAUCAAUCGCCAUUGAAGAUGGUAAUUAUCUUCAGGAAGCCUGGGAGCACAUAUUAACAUGCCUCUCCCGAUUUGAACAACUACAUCUCUUGGGAGAGGGUGCACCACCUGAUGCAUCAUUUUUCGUGGUAUCUCUGUCUGAAACAGAAGAAAAGACACAUAAGUCUUCCGGUUUUCCUUCUUUAAAGAAGAAAGGAAAUGCUCUUCAGAAUCCGGCUGUAAUGGCUGUUGUUCGAGGGGGUUCUUAUGAUAGUACUACUCUUGGAAUUAAAGCCUCAGCGCUGGUAACUCCGGACCAGAUUAAUCAAUUUAUUUCCAACUUGAAUCUACUUGACCAGAUCGGAAAUUUUGAGCUGAACCAUAUAUUUGCCCAUAGCCAAAGGUUGAACAGUGAAGCAAUCGUAACUUUUGUGAAGACCCUCUGUAAAGUUUCUAUGGCAGAAUUGCAGUCUCCAACAGAUCCUCGCGUUUUCAGCCUUACCAAAAUAGUUGAAAUUGCGCAUUAUAAUAUGAAUCGCAUUAGAUUGGUCUGGUCUCGCAUAUGGAGCGUGCUUUCAGAUUUCUUUGUAGCAGUUGGGUUGUCAGAAAAUCUUUCAGUUGCAAUAUUUGUGAUGGAUUCCUUAAGACAGCUAGCUAUGAAGUUCCUAGAGCGUGAGGAGCUGGCAAAUUACAAUUUUCAGAAUGAAUUUCUUAGGCCUUUCGUGAUUGUCAUGCAGAAAAGCAACUCUGCGGAAAUUAGGGAAUUAAUAGUUCGGUGUGUCACACAGAUGGUCCUCAGCCGCGUCAGUAAUGUGAAAUCUGGCUGGAAAAUUGUUUUUACGGUUUUUACCACUGCUGCAGCAGAUGAACGCAAGAAUAUUGUCCUAUUGGCGUUUGAGACCAUGGAGAAAAUAGUCAGAGAAUAUUUCCCUUACAUAACUGAGACAGAGACUACAACCUUCACUUACUGUGUGAAGUGUCUUAUAACCUUCACAAAUAGUAGAUUUAAUAGUGAUGUCAGCCUCAAUGCCAUUGCAUUUCUCCGAUUUUGUGCUGUUAAGCUUGCAGAUGGUGGACUAAUUUGUUAUGAUAAGAGCGAGGAAGGUGAUUCAUCUAUUCCAAUUGUGGAUGAAGAUGAUUCAUCUGGACAUCCCUUCACAGAUGAAGAUGAUCAUGUCUCCUUUUGGGUUCCUUUGCUCACAGGGUUGUCCAAGCUAACAUCUGAUCCCAGACAAACUAUCAGGAGGAGCGCUCUGGAAGUUCUCUUUAAUAUUCUAAAGGAUCAUGGACACACAUUCUCACAGCCCUUUUGGCUCGGUGUUUUCAGAUCUGUCAUUCUUCCCAUAUUCAGUAACUCCAAAGGGAAAGGAGAAACAAAUAACAUUCAUGAUGGCAGGUUUUCAUCAGAUUCUAAAUCCCCACAACCUGUGGAAAGUCCAUCGAAUUCGGAAAUUCUUACUGAGGCAGCUCAGUAUUUAGUGGAUCUGUUUGUUAGUUUCUUUGAUUCGGUGCGUUCUCAGCUGCCAAGUGUUGUAUCAGUACUCACAGGGUUCAUUAGCAGUCCUGUUCAGAGUCCUGCUAGCACUGGUGUAGCUGCGCUCCAACGUUUGGCAGGUGACUUGGGUGACAGACUUUCUGACGAGGAAUGGGGAGAAAUAUUUAUGCGCUUGAAAGAAGCAGCUGCAUAUACUCUGCCUGAAAUUUUAAGGGUUCUCAAAACCAUGGACGACAUCGAGGUGUCUGAUGAUUCACAAACUCAUACAGAUAUGGAGUUAUUUUCUGACCAUGAAAUUAUCAAUGAUGAUCUUGAGGAUGAUAGUCUGCAAAUUGCCUCGUAUGUCCUUUCUAGAGUGAAGGGUCAUAUAGCUGUUCAAUUACUCAUAAUACAGGUCAUAACUGAGCUUUAUAAGGCACACCAUCAAUUGUUAGCAGCAGCCAACAUCACAGUCCUUCUGGAGAUAUUUUCAUCUGUUACUUCUCAUGCUCACAAACUUAACUCUGAAACCAUCCUACAGGUGAAGCUGAGGAAAGUAUGCUCAAUCUUGGAGAUUUCUGACCCUCCAAUAGUUCAUUUUGAAAAUGAGUCAUACCAGAGCUACCUCAAUUUUUUGCAUAGUAUACUCACAGACAACCCAUCUCUCUAUGAAAGGAUGAACAUAGAACCCCAACUUGUGGCAGUAUGUGAAGAAAUAUUGCAAAAAUACUUGAAUUGUUCAGGUUGUCAGUCCAAACAGACACCGGGUAACCAACCGGUGCCAUGCUGGAGACUUCCAUUGGGUUCAGCAAAGAAGGAAGAAUUGGCUGCUCGAACUCCAUUGACUGUACUAGCGUUGCAGGUAUUGAGUGGUUUGGAAAGGGAUUCUUUUCGAAGAUGUGUGACGCAUUUCUUUCCUUUGUUAGUAGAUUUAGUGCAAAGUGAACACAGCUCCGGAGAAGUGCUGCAUGUUCUAAGCCAUAUGUUCCAAUCAUGUAUAGGACCAAUAAUAAUGGGCUUGUGAUAUAUAUAUGUAUAAUUCAAUUAUUUCUUGCAUAUUCAUUAAAGUUAAAAAUUUCUUUACCUGUUUUUUAUCAUUUCAAUCGGCUGUAGCAUAGGCCAUCAUGUUUUAUUUUACUUUUGUAGAAUAUACAGAGACUGGGCCUUACUUUUUGAUUGUACAGGAAAUUAAGUUCAUAUGUACUGAAGGUUUCUUCAUCUUGGGAAAUCACUA
This is a messenger RNA of Telopea speciosissima, 5531 nucleotides long. Its product is annotated as brefeldin A-inhibited guanine nucleotide-exchange protein 1-like. Bases 150 to 5321 code for a protein of 1723 amino acids. Gene Ontology annotation, biological process: regulation of ARF protein signal transduction. Gene Ontology annotation, cellular component: trans-Golgi network. The record is from RefSeq and is a predicted model, not a curated record. Lineage: Eukaryota; Viridiplantae; Streptophyta; Magnoliopsida; Proteales; Proteaceae. The transcript has 11 exons. Gene Ontology annotation, molecular function: guanyl-nucleotide exchange factor activity.